GACGCCCGUCUCGAUAUUUUGUCCUCAAGCGGUUAACCGAAUUGCAAAAUUUCCAACGGGGCGGUGACAGCAAACCGAAAGGCAGGGAUGCAUCUUAAUAGAGCGCCCCUCACAGCCGAGGUCGGCCGGCACAGUCGAGACGGGGCACUUGAGCGGGCUACACAGCGAGCAGGAAGGCGGUCCGAGGACGCACGGCGCAGACAGAAAGCGGCGAUGGGCUCUGCAGACAUGGAAAUGGACAAUCCCAUGAACGGCGACAGAGCAGGUUCCUGUUCCGAGCGUUGGAAUAGAAGAGGAAACCGACCCAUGAAUUUCAAUAAUUAUGCCAACAAGAAGAGUGCAGCAGAAAGUAUGCUGGAUGUCGCACUACUAAUGGCAAAUGCGUCUCAGCUCAAAGCGGUGGUAGAUCAGGGAUCCAGCUUCAGUUAUUAUCUGCCUCUCAUCAUUCUCAUUGGAAUUUCACUCGUAUUUCAAGUUGUGGUGGGCAUCUUACUAAUAUUCAUUGUGAAAUACGAUCUGAAUGACCCCAGGAAGCAACCCACGCUGGACAUCCUGAACAACAUUACCACAGGCCUGGUGUUUGUAAUCGUUAUUGUGAACAUUUUCAUUACAGCAUUUGGAGUGCAGAGACCUAAUCACCCAGGAGAUUAGUAAUCUGUUUAGCAACUGCAAACUGAUGAUGAAACACCAGGAAUGACAAAAGGAAAUGGACAUCGCAGGCAUCCUGGGCAGUGUCAAACUACGAAGAAAGAGCCUUUUCACAAAAUCACUCCGAGCACCAAGCUUGGGGUAAAAUAAAUAUAUCUGUUUGUUAAAAAUUCUUAAUAAUUACUUUUAAAAGUACAGAAACUUAUUUAGUUUGAUAAAAUGCAGCUCUAUCAUUUCUAUUGGUCAAUUUGAAGAAUAACCUUGGCUGGAAAAGCUGGCAAGUGUAAGUUAAGCAAAAAUAUUCUUUUUAUAAUUUAUGAUCAGAAGAUCUGCACCUUAUAAAAUAAAUGUUAUUUUAAGUGUUCAAGGUUAAGAAAUUGGUAAUAAAUUAAAUUACUCAUAAGAAAAUAUCAAGAGUGGUCCACUCAGCCCCUGAACCUCUAUUGCCAUUCAGUAAGAUCAAGCCUAAUCUGCAAACACCACCCCCCUCCCCCCACACACACUUCAGUGUUGGUUCCACAUAGCCCUCAAUUCUUUGAUCCUUAAUUGUGCCUACCCAAUAUUUUGGUGCAGAGGAUUCCUGAGAGCACCAUUCUUUGAGAGGAGAAAUUCCAGUGGACUUUAAAUAUCUUCUGCCUUAUCUUGUGGCUCUGCCUUCUCAUUUGAGUAUCUCCUUCUAGCAGCAGACUCUGCUUGGCAGUCCCUUUAGGGCCUUACAUGUUUCAGUAGGCUGAUCCUUCAUUCUUCUGAACUCCAGGUUUGAGGCAGGACAGCCCUCUUGUCACAUAAGUGAAUCUCUGCUGGACCAUCUCCAGUGGUAAUAUAUCACUUCUCAAAUAAGGGACCAGAACUGUACACAAAAUUCCAGGUGGAGCUUCACCAACAUUGAGAGCCGUUGAUCGUGUGGAUAGUCAGAGGUCAUAGGUAAACCUAGUCAUAUCCAAGGUAGGGACAUGUUCGGCAGAACUUUAUGGGCCAAAGCGUCUGUAUUGUGCUGUAGGUUUUGUAUGUUUCUAACACACUGAACAUUGGUAUUUCUCUCUGAUUAAAUUCCAACCCCCAACAAUAAAGGACAAGUUUGCCAUUUAGUAACAUGCUGUUAACUUUCUGUAUCUCAUGCACAAGCACACAAUUGCAGUCUCUCCCUACUUAAGUAAUAGUCUGGUUUAUGAUUCCUUUUAUUGAUGUGGGUGACUUCACAUUUUCCUACCAUAACCUCCAUUUUUACCACUCACUUAACCCUGUUGCAGAGAGAAAAUAUCCUCAUUGCAGAUAUGCCCUCUUACUUACUUAAGUGUCAUCAGCAACCAUCAACCUUUGAUAGUUUACACUCUGCUCCCUCCUGUACGCCAUUAAUAAAUCAUGCAGUCUUUAAUGAUACUGUCAUCCUCUGAUUUAAAUCUCUUGGGCUAAUCAAAAGAGACCGGGCAGAAAUGCUGACAUCUAAUAUCCUCACAUGUUGUUCUUUGGCAUAGACUGUGGUUGUGAGCUGGAGAUUGCCACUUUCAUGCACUCUUCACUAACAGCUCCAAAUUCCUGCGUUGCUGUAGGCUCCCCUCUAUCCACUCAGGUGGUCCUCACCCCACCCCAAGACUCUCACUCCCCUCCAACCGGACCUGUGUCCCCAACCCCAUCUUUCAGACUCCCUCAGUUUAGUUUGUAGAUGAUAUCACCCUAAUGGGCUGUUUUGCAAGUAACAAUGAGUUGGAGUACAGGAAGGAAAUAGACAGCUAGUAACAUGAGGUCAUGACAAGAACCUUUUCCUCAGAACAAAGCAGCUGGUCAUUGAUUUCAGUAAAGGGGGGGGGGAGGAGUACACAUGUUCCUGUCUGCACCAGUGGUGCUGAAGUUGAGAUGGUUGAGAGGGUUAAGUUCCUAGGAGUGAACAUCGCCAGUAGCCUGUCUCUGUCUAACCAUGUAGGCACCAUUGGCAAGAAAGCUCACCCAUUGUGUUCAAUUCUGGUCACCUCAUUAUAGGAAGGAUGUGGAAGCUAUGGACGGGUGCAGAGGAGAUUUACCAGGAUGUUGCCUGGUUUGGAGAACAAGUCAUAUGAAGCAAGGUUAGCAGAGCUGGGACUUUUCUCUUUGGAGCUUGGAAGAAUGAGAGGGGACUUGAUAGAGGUCUACAAUAUUAUGAGAGGCAUAGAUAGGGUGGAUAGUCAGUACCAAUACCCAGUCAGUACCAAUACCCAGGGCACCAAUAGCAAACACCAGAGGGCAUAUGUACAAAAUUAAGGGAGGGAAGUUUAGGGGAGACAUCAGGGGUAAGUUUUUUACACAGAGGGUUGUGAGUGCCUGGAAUGACUUGCCAGGGAUGGUGGUGGAGGCUAAAACAUUAGGGGUAUUUAAGAGCCUCUUGGACAGGCACAUGGAUGAAAGAAAAAUGGAGGGUUAUGGGGUAGUGUGGGUUUAGUACUUUUUUUAAGGAUUAUAUGGGUUGGCUCAACAUGGAGGGCUGAAGGGCCUGUACUGUGCUGUAAUGUUCUGUGGUUCAAUGCCUCUACUUCCUCAGGAGACAUUUUCUCUCCACUUCCCAGUUUUGGUUCUAUUCAUUUUGAAGGUGAAGUACAAAUGACAUGACACAAGUGAUGUAAGAUGAACUUCUGUCUCUCAGAAUUUGUGAUAGCUGGCAAUAAAUUAUGAAUAAACUAAAAACAAUUGAACAAAAUAGUUUGCUCACUUUGGCAGACGAAGUACUUAAAUAUGUUUAAAAUUUUACAUUUUAGAAAUAUGCAUAAACUGCAGUAAAUUUCAGUAAUGUUUAUACAUUAAAGAUAGUAUUCGCAUUAUGACUUCUAUUUGGCCGUUUCAAUUUUUCUUAAUGUUUCUUGUGAUACCACACAUCCCUUAGCCUCAUUGCCGAAAAAUCCUGAAUUCCUUAGUUCCAUGAGAAUUCAAAGCAGAUUAAUCCACUCAGGGUUAACUUCACCUUGUCAUUAAGAGCAUGUGUGUUCUAAAACUAUGUACAUACAUCUACCGAUGCCUCUGGACACAUCUUCAGUGAUGUUCCUGGAAGCAUCGGGUGUUUCAGGUCUUUGAACGUCAUACACCCUCCGCCAGGUAACCCAGCCAGUCUAUUAGAAUGGCGCACUCUCCCAGCUUCUGCUCUCUUUCAGGAUCGUUGUAUAUCUUCCUCAGAUGUUGGUCUAUAUUUAACAGCUGCAUAUCUUGCAUUAUCUAGUUCUGUUACUGGCCCAACUCAAUUGCCUUCAGCAUGUGCAGAACUAUCAUCCACCUAAAUGUAUGAAAAGAUGCCGAAAUAGGUACACUUAGAAAUCUGAAAAAUCCAGAUAGAUGUUCUCAAUCUAAAAAGUUGCCUGAUUGGGCAAGAACAGAACAAAUAAAGAGAUAUGUUGUAAUUGUCAGCUGUGACUUACCUCAAAAUGAAGAUCACAGUGGCUUCAUUUACCGAUUACGAUUACGAAAUGUGCAGUUUUGAACAUAGAGCUGAUUUAUAUACUGCUGCCUUUCAUUUCAGAUUUUAUUGUUGUAUGUGUAAAACUGAACAAUGGAUUUCAAAUCAAUUUACAGUAUUUCAGCUUGAUAUUUUAUAUCACUAUGUACUAUUUAUGUUGUUCAUAUGCCCAGUGUAUGCUCAGACAACUUUACUGUUUAUAAACAAUUUUUAGAUGUAUUUCUUUUUGGAUAAUUAUAUGUAAAUGCUUUAAUAUUUUCCUUUAAGUAAAAAAAAACUGGAUUUACAAAACAACAUGUUUUAAGAUAUUGACUACUGCAGAAUUGGAUAGCACUAUAGAGGGACUAUGCAUUGGAGAAAGAUUGAUGAACACGUUCCUGCUACAGUACUGAUCUGAGAGCUAAUUUCAUAGGAUAGGCAUGUGGCCCUUAAAGAGUAUUUCACAAGCUGAAGAGGGUAUUUUAUCAGAUUUCUUAAACUACAUUUCCUACAAUUAUAUUUGGCACUUGCAGAUUCCACUCUUCCACUUACCAGACCAGAAAAUGGGAAAUGUCAGCACAUAAUUUCACUUCUAGCAAGUAAAGUGCAACCACACAGACACUUUUGGCCUUCCAAGAUUGGAUGUGUGCACUGUCACUGUGUGUCUGAAACAGGCUGUUAAACAAAUCAAAUCGAUUUGUUCAGAUAAGGCGCCACAAAUUUCUUGUAUGUCGCAGUCAUAAUCAAUUAAUACUGCAAGUGUUUGAAUGUAGGGUAUUUCUAAGCAGAAACAAGAAAUACACUUUUAUAUAAAGUCAUUUUGAAAUUCCUCGGGCAAUAAUGAACUGGCUGUUUCAAUUGUACUCCACCUCAUUUUCUUAUUUGUUGAAGUCAAUUGAAAACAAGUUUGAGAAAGGGCUAUCAGACUUAACGAUACCAGAGCAUGGAUAUUUGUACUACUGCCUAAUUCAUAAUUCCAGUGACCUUCUCCUGCAUUCCAUUCAAUUUUGUCACAUGCCACAGUUCCAGUCAGAUGCAUUCGUAUCCUGCAGACGUUGCUUCCACAGGAUAGGAUGUUGAGUUAUGGUUGCAUUUUUAAACUAUCGAGCUUAACUUUUCAAGGAAUAAUAAAGAUGAAGCUUGAAAAUCAUAAGUAUUAAAAUGGCAUUGUAGAUCCAAUAUCAAUCUACACCAGAUAUAUAUACUCAAAUUCCCUUGGUGAAGAAAUUUAUCUCUCGUGAUCAAAACUGGAUAUCAUUAUUUGGUUUCCAUACAUUCGAUUCUGUUCACUUCGUUGACCUGAACUGGAAUUUAGUUUGUGGGAAUAAGUACAACAAGUAAAUUAAAUUCUUCUACUUGUUCAGCACUAGUGACCAAAGGCAAAUUUUGCCCCUUGUUUCAAGUUCAACUCCACCUGACUGUACAGAUGUAUUUGUUUUUAAAUAUUGCACUUCAUUAUUAACAUAUGUUCUUUAAUAAAAAUGCAUUUCUUAUUGUAUCUCUGGC
This is a messenger RNA of Hypanus sabinus (Atlantic stingray), 5548 nucleotides long. It is a transcript of the gene ninj1, whose product is annotated as ninjurin 1. The coding region runs from base 88 to 651 and encodes 187 amino acids. Gene Ontology annotation, cellular component: membrane. Gene Ontology annotation, biological process: cell adhesion; tissue regeneration. The transcript is spliced from 4 exons. The record is from RefSeq and is a predicted model, not a curated record. NCBI's taxonomy places the organism in Eukaryota, Metazoa, Chordata, Chondrichthyes, Myliobatiformes, Dasyatidae.